UGGCCAAAUUUUGCACCUUCCAACGCGUCAAUUAGUCCAAUAGAGACGCGCGUUUUAGUUUUAUCACUUCUUAUUAGUCUAUAUAUAACCGUAUGAUGCCAUUUCCAAAACAUAGUUCUCAAUAUAUCUUCAGCACUUCUCAUUACAUAUACAUACAAAAAGAGAAAAAGAGAAAAACCUUUGUUUAUAACCAUGUCUUUCUCAAACAAACUAUCAUUGGUUUUAUUACUUUCUUCUUUUCUCAUCCAUGCAUCUUUUGGUGAGAUGGUCUGCGAGGAUUUGCCGAAAGAAGUGUGUACUUUCUCAAUAGCUUCGUCUGGGAAGAGGUGUUUGUUGGAGACGGAGAAAGGAAUCAACGGUGAAAUUGAGUAUCAAUGCAGAACAUCUGAAGUUGUGGUGGAGAGAAUGUCGGAGUAUAUAGAGACAGACCAGUGUGUGGGAGGAUGUGGUGUUGAUAGAAGUUCUGUUGGUAUUUCAUCUGAUGCUUUCUUUGAGCCACAAUUCACCGGCAAGCUUUGUUCACCAGCUUGUUAUGAGAAGUGUCCUAACAUUGUUGAUCUUUUCUUCAACUUGGCUGCUGGAGAGGGAGUGUUUUUGCCGGAACUGUGUGAGAAACAUAAGAGCAACCCUCGUCGUGCUAUGGUUGAGCUUGUGAGCUCUGGAGCUGCAUUUGGUCCAGUUUCUGCUGUUUCUGAGGACUUUGUGGUGGCACCUGCACCUUCUGCUCUUUGAUUUUGGAGAAUGAGUGUAAACUUGUAUGUUCCUACUAUGUUACUACUAUAUUAGAGGAUAUAUAGAGGGAAAUAACAGGAUUUCUUUUUAUGGAAUUUGUUUUCAUCAAUGUAAUGAUUAGGCUAUAUUGAGCAAAUUAUUGUUUUAUUUGAA
Molecule: messenger RNA, 885 nt
Organism: Lathyrus oleraceus (garden pea)
Lineage: Eukaryota; Viridiplantae; Streptophyta; Magnoliopsida; Fabales; Fabaceae
Exons: 3
Coding region: 193-732 (179 amino acids)
Source: RefSeq, a predicted model, not a curated record